Molecule: messenger RNA, 476 nt
Organism: Phymastichus coffea
Lineage: Eukaryota; Metazoa; Arthropoda; Insecta; Hymenoptera; Eulophidae
Product: cytochrome c oxidase subunit 6A1, mitochondrial-like
Exons: 3
Coding region: 52-384 (110 amino acids)
Biological process (GO): mitochondrial electron transport, cytochrome c to oxygen
Cellular component (GO): mitochondrial inner membrane
Molecular function (GO): enzyme regulator activity
Source: RefSeq, a predicted model, not a curated record
GCGCGUAUCUCAUCAAAGAAGGCGAACUAUUUUCUGCUCACAGAAGCAAAAAUGGCUGCAAUUGCGUUACUUCGCCGUGCAAUUACACAAAAAAUUUUAAAUGCCGCUAGAAAUUAUUCCAGCAAUCCACUUCAACACAUUGACCCAGUGCAAGCUCAAAAAGCUUUCAAAAUGUGGAAAACUCUGUCUCUAACUGUUGUUCCUGUGGCAUUGACUCUUGGAUUUUUGAAUGUUUAUCUGAAUGAACAUGAAGAAGAACCACCAGAAUUUAUCCCUUAUGAGCACUUAAGGAUUCGUACCAAGAGUUUUCCAUGGGGUGAUGGACAGCACAGUUUCUUCCACAACUCACGUGUAAAUCCAUUACCCACAGGAUAUGAGAAUUAAGAUACCUUAGCUAAAAUACUAAACUAAUAAUCGUUAUAAAUUGAAAGCAUUACUUUUACUUAAGUAGCAAAGAAAUAAAUCUGUAAAAAGUU